UGGAUGAAAUAUCGCUUGACAUGGGUCAAUUGUGUUUUGCUGGAGCAUUAUCAGGAGCAUUAGCAUCACUCGUGCUUACUUCAGUUGAAUUAAUUAAAUGCAAACUACAAGUUCAAGAAACUUUUAUAUACAACAAAUCAUCAGCAUUAAACCAUUAUCAAUUAUUAAAUAUACAUUUAAACAACAUGGUAUACGUGGAUUUUACUGUGGAUAUUCAGGAACACUUAUUCGAGAAACCAAUGAUGAAGCUGUAUGAUAUAAAUCCAAUACAAUUAAUGAUAGCAGGUGCAUAUGCAGGGAUGGCUUAUAAUCUUUUUGUGUUUCCAGCAGACUCUAUUAAAAGCCAGAUGCAAACCAAAGAAAAAAUGAUGCAAGCUACAGGUAAAACUGUUACUAAAUGUGAAUUUAUUAGAGUUGCAAGAGAUUUGUAUAAAGCUGAUGGGAUACCUGGAUUUUAUCGUGGUUGUGGAAUUAUGGUUGCCAGAGCAGCACUUUCUAGUGCUAUAAUUUUUAUGACUUAUGCGA
This is a messenger RNA of Racocetra fulgida, 525 nucleotides long. The record is from the annotation of a GenBank genome assembly. NCBI's taxonomy places the organism in Eukaryota, Fungi, Glomeromycota, Glomeromycetes, Diversisporales, Gigasporaceae.